CAUGCUGGCUAUAGUAGCACACACGUUGUUGACGAGCACGGAUGUAAUUUGAUAGACUCGUGAAACGUAUAUUCUUGUGAGGCACAAGUGAUCAUUCGUGUAUACGACUUGGAUAUAGCCGUGCCCAUGUGAGAAAUUAUCAGAGGAGAGACCAUACAGGUGUUGCACGUCUGUGAUCGCAUAUAUUUAUAAGACGUUUGACGAACUGUGACUGUUAUACCAAAGAACUGUACAAGUGGUGAAAAUGCCUGUCACUGCACUGGAUACGAAGGCAAUGCUACAAGUCCCGAGUGAGGAUGGUUUUGACAAGUACACAGCCUCAAUAGAACUGUCGAAUGCUUGCAGACAAUUCUACAAGUCUCGGGUGGAGACAGCAGAAGCUAUGAAGGAGAAGUGGGACAAGACCCCCUCCACGACGACCGAUGCCAAUGGCAACGGGAGGCAGAAGAACUCCAUCGACAAGGCCAUGGAGACACUUAGAGCCGAAAUGGCGUCGCUUAUGGACCAGGACCUGUCGCUGAUGAAGCAGCUCCUUACACUGAACGAAACGAUCGAAGAUCUGAAAUGGCAGAGAAAGUAUUACUACAGCAAAAGCGAUCUUCAAACCAGCUCAUGUGAUAUGGAAGGAAGUGACUGGUCAGUCUCGGAGACGGAAAUGUACGAAUCGGACAGUGAUGUGCCCACGAAAUAUCCCUCACCCUCCAACCUUUCUCUCGAAGGAAACUCCAAUACGGACAAUGAUUACCCCCCACGAUGCACGUCGUCAAGGCAACAGAUCAAUCUCAACAAUGUGUGCAACAACAGCAAUCUAUUCGAAAAGAGCAAAAAGUUGGACUCUCAAUGUUUAAUGAAUGGCAGUUCGUUCAUCUGUCACAGCGAACAGAACUCAUUUGACUCUGGUAUUCACGAGCCCUCCUGUGAUGUGGAAAUAAGAGUAUAAAUGACAUUGUGAUCAUACAGACAUUUUAGACUGCCAGAAAGUUAUUUCCUCCAUGUUUGAACCCAUUCGGAACAUCUCGGCUGAUUCCAAUACCUACACUACUCGACGACCGAAAUCAACCGAGACGUUCCGAAUGUUUGACCCUCCACCUGGUGGUGAAUCAGGGAACCAGAGUGCUCAUGACAAACACCCCUCAAAGACUGAAGAGUUCUGAUAUUCGAACUCAAGCUUAUGACUCUUUAUUGAAGGCGUGGACUGUUAUUACAAGCAUAUAUGCUUAAUUUAUUUGACGUGUCAUCUAUUUUAGAUGCAUAUGUUGUAGAUACAUGAACAAAAUGUAGAAUAUUAGUUAGAAACCUCAACGAACGCAGGUAACUAUCGCGGUUACCCUAAAGUUUUGACAAGACAACUUUUUUGCAAUUUUAAUAAAUUAUUGUGCAAUGCUAGAUUAGGUAUUUAAAAGUUUUGACAGCCUUCAGUUACAAAUGAAAGUAGUGUAUUCGAGACAAAAGAUUUGUAGUUUCUUUAGCAUUAACUUGACAUUGUCUUAUCAAUCGGCAAUAGUUUUAGAACGCAUCUUUUUAUGACAUCUACUAGAUAUUUAUUUUUCAAAACUUUAAGCAAUUCAGAUUUUACCUGAAAAUACAAAUUUGAAAUAUAUGUAAACGGGAACAGGUCCAUGCCUGUCUGAACUCAUUACAUACUAUUCAUCAUCACGGGCAGUUGUAAAUUUCAUCUGUAACAAAAAACGCACAGCUGUUGUAUAUAACAUGACAACUGCAAUAUUGUGAUCACGUUUCAUACCAUUGCAUCAUAUGGUCACGUGUUCAUCCGCUGUAUAUGUGGCUAUCUGUCACGAUGUAUAUUUCUGUUAUUGCUGAUUGAUAUGAACAUGUGUAUAUAUCAGUUAUAUCCCGACCCUGCAGUAUUGUAUAAGUUAAAUAUGACCAGAUCCGACUUGUCGAUUUCCGACACCCAGCAGCAUGAAGCUAGUCAUUCCGUAUUUGACAGUUUUAUGUGGAACCCUACCAUUGUACGAAAACAUUGUUGUUGAAUACUAUACACUGUCAUGAAAUGUUUAUUAUGCCAGUGAAUAAAGUAUUGUGAAAAGAA
This is a messenger RNA of Haliotis rubra (blacklip abalone), 2053 nucleotides long. Its product is annotated as leucine rich adaptor protein 1-like. The transcript is spliced from 2 exons. The coding region runs from base 245 to 940 and encodes 231 amino acids. The record is from RefSeq and is a predicted model, not a curated record. Lineage: Eukaryota; Metazoa; Mollusca; Gastropoda; Lepetellida; Haliotidae.